Dibothriocephalus latus is the source of this 348-nucleotide messenger RNA. The record is from the annotation of a GenBank genome assembly. NCBI's taxonomy places the organism in Eukaryota, Metazoa, Platyhelminthes, Cestoda, Diphyllobothriidea, Diphyllobothriidae.
AUCCCUAGUCGCGCCUUCUACCGAAAGGAGUGGACAGCGGAGCAGGUGCAGCGCUCACUUGCGGAGGCUGCCGGAGACUACUGUGUGAAAUGCCCGGUCGUUCGGUUUGCAGACCUCUACUCCCAAGGACCGAACACGCAGGUAUUCAUGUAUUCGUUUGAACAUCGGACAAGCGGAUGGACGUGGCCGGCCUGGACUGGUAUAAUGCAGGGCUACGAAGCAGAGUACAUCUUUGGGGCGCCAUUGAACAUCAACUUCCAGGAACAGUUCUACAAGUUCAACGAUGAUGAACGUCAGCUAAGCGAGAGCAUGAUGCAAUUCUGGGCCAACUUCGCCGCCACUGGGUAA